Molecule: messenger RNA, 5067 nt
Organism: Myripristis murdjan (pinecone soldierfish)
Lineage: Eukaryota; Metazoa; Chordata; Actinopteri; Holocentriformes; Holocentridae
Gene: znf628
Product: zinc finger protein 628
Exons: 9
Coding region: 320-4672 (1450 amino acids)
Biological process (GO): regulation of DNA-templated transcription
Molecular function (GO): RNA polymerase II cis-regulatory region sequence-specific DNA binding; DNA-binding transcription factor activity, RNA polymerase II-specific
Source: RefSeq, a predicted model, not a curated record
GCAUCGGGUGGAGAACUGCUAGUUAGUUUGUGCUAGAUUUUAUUGUUAAGGUUGUGUGGAUUAGCACUGCGGAACCCAAUUCUUUUUCAUAAUAUCAACAAAUAUAGCAUUAAGAUGAGUUAAUGCUGCACGGAUUGUUCUGAGUCCCCUGGAAAGACGGCCGGUGUUUCCAGUGGCUGAGCAGCAGAAGAAUUAUCGCAAAGUCACACGGGACGAUGGGUGAAGGCGGGAGAGAAACGAUGAUACUGCACCGAAAUUGAUCCUCACCUGCGUCCAAGGAAUACCCUCAUCUGCUUCCCCUCUCCGGGCUCCUCUGGUCAUGGCUAACUCAGUAGCCACGCUGGUGGUUCAAACUGAACUCUUGCCCCCUCAGUCCACCACCUCCCUCUCUCCUUUCCCAUCUCUUCUGGGCUCAGGGGAGGAUGGUGAGGAUGACGGGGACAGGGGGGAGCUGGUGGAAGAGGAAAAGGGGGUAGUGGAAGGCGGAGAGGAGGUCGUUCUGGAGAUGGUGACGUCGUCGGUGUCAGGCCCUGCUCAGCAGCACGAGCAGACAGACCAUCCCUUCCAGUGUCUGGACUGUGGCAAGAGCUUCCGCUGGUCGUCCAGGCUGACCCACCACCAGCGCAGCCACAACAACGAGAGGCCCUACCGCUGUAACCUCUGUCCCAAGGCCUUCAAGGGCUCCUCUGCUCUGCUCUAUCACCAACGGUCUCACUCAGGGGAGAAGCCUUACAAAUGUCAGGACUGUGGCAAAGCCUUCAAACGUUCCUCUCUGCUCCAGGUCCAUCAGAGUGUCCACACGGGUUUGCGUACCUUCCUGUGCCCCUACUGCCCCCUGACCUUCAAGUGGAGUUCUCACUACCAGUAUCACCUGCGCCAGCACACCGGAGAGUGCCCGUACCCCUGCGACAGCUGUCCCAAGGCCUUCAAGAACUCAAGCAGUCUGCGGCGACACAAGAAUGUCCAUCUUGGUCUCAAACCUUACACCUGCUCAGUGUGUAACAAGUCUUUCACCCAGUCUACCAACCUGAGACAGCACAUGAGGAUACAUACAGGAGAGAGGCCCUACAUCUGCAGUGAGUGUGGACGCAGCUUCACACACUCAUCAAACCUGGCCCUGCACAAGAACUCCCAUUCCAACAUCAGUGCAGGAGCAAAGGAGGGAAAGACAAGAGAGGAACCGGGGAAGGAAAAUCAAGUAGUGGAAGUGGUGGUGGGGACAGAGGAAGUGACAUCGUCCAUGUUGACAGAUAUGGUAGGAUAUGUGAGCCAGGAGGGCACAGUCAGGGUGGGAGUAGGAGUGGAGGAAGUGUUCCUGUCCACCACACCAUCCACCCAGAAUCAGAGCCUUCUGCCUCAGCUCACCCUCACCCCUUCUGGGGAAGAUGAGUGUGCAUCUAGGGCCAUUGGGACAGAGGUUCACCUGAGCACUCACACAGGAGCCAGUGUGUUGCUGUACAGCUGUGGCAGCUGCAACCAGACCUUUGGCACACGGACUGAGCUGGAAGAGCACCAGGCCAUCCACAUGGCUCCAGAGGAACAUGGGACUAGUGGAGAGGCUGGGCCUGGGACAGAGGCAGGGAUGGAGGUUGGGGUGGGGCUGGUUGGAGCGGGUCAUCUACUGGCUGACUUUGAGGAGGUUGUGGAGACCACCACAGUGGCUGAAAAUGGACACACAGCUGAAGUACUACUUGGAUUGACAGAAGGAGCAGAUGGAGAUAAUGCUAAUGUGGGCACCACCCAUGCCCAGUUUGACCUGCUGCACAGCUUCACAGAGGUGACUCAGAGCUCGGAGACUGUUCAGCCAGAGGCCAGAACCACAGGGGCAGGGCUGCAGUGUGGCUACUGCAAUAAGACCUUCAAGACCAGCGGAGGCCUCAACAGACAUGUCUCACUGAUGCACUCUCUGUCAUCGCAGUCUCGUUCCCAGUUCAGCUGCUCUGCAUGCGACCGCUCCUUCCCCCUUCUCUCCUCGCUGCUCACCCACCAGCACUCUCACACCCCUGAGCAGCGUCUCCUGGCUGAGGCAGAGGCUGAGAUUGUGUGCCCCCCUUCCCUGUCUCUGUCUCUUCCCCUGCCGUCCUCCCCUAGCCAGGCUGACAAGCAGCAGGAGGGCCAGAGAGAGAUUCACGUCGAUAUCAUUGCCAUCAGUGAGGAACAAGAGGAACAGCCAGCCAAACCAGCCAAGGCACCGAAAAAGGCUGGGGCCAGCAAGACCACUCCUGCUGGAGAGAGGCCAUACCGCUGCUCAGAGUGUGGAAAAGCCUUCAAGGGCUCGUCAGGGUUGAAAUACCACAUGAGGGACCACACUGGGGAAAGACCAUACCGUUGUACUGAGUGCGGCAAGAGCUUCAAGAGGUCCUCACUGCUGUCCAUCCAUCAGAGGGUACACACAGGUGUUCGGGCAUUCCAGUGCCCUCACUGCCCACUCACUUUCAAAUGGAGUUCCCACUACCAGUACCACUUGCGACAGCACACAGGUGAGAGGCCGUAUGUGUGCAAGGAGUGUGGCAAGUCUUUCAAGAACACCAGCUGCCUGCGAAGGCACAGUCAGAUGCACUCCGGACUACGGCCUCAUGUAUGCUCUGUUUGCUCCAAGUCUUUUUCCCAGACCUCAAACCUCAAACAGCAUGAACGCACCCAUUCUGGUGAGAGACCCUUCCAGUGUACCCACUGCAAUAAAAGCUUUACACACUCCUCCAACCUCCAACUGCACCUUCGAACACACUCCUCACGCAAGGACUUCAAGUGCCCCUACUGCUUUAAAGAGUUCGUCAUGCACUCCUACCUGCAGAGACACAUCCGAACCCAUGGCAGUGGGGCUACUCUGCUGGGUCCUGGUAGCGGGGUUAAGGACGGCGUGGCUGUGAAAGCCAGCGUUGGCGGAGUAACGACCACUACAACCCUGCUCAACCCUAUCACCCUGGAGGCUUCAGGAAACAAUGGCAGCCUGAUUGUGUCCCAGCCAGCAUUGGAUAUCCCUCCCAACACAUCCCAGAACUACUUCAUGAUCCAGACGGCCAAUGGCUUGCAGCUCAUCCCACUGUCGGCUCCUACACCUGCUCCUCCACCUCCUCCUCCACCACCACCUCCCCCUCAGCCCCAGAACUUCCUUCUUCUGCAGUGCCCCUCCACUAAUGGCAGCCAGCCGAGUUUGAUUCUUGUCCCAACAGCAAGCAACCCCCCACCAGCCCAAGAGGCUCAGACUGUCCCGUUGCUUCAGACUAUCCCAGGACUCCAGCCUGUUCUGAACCCUGCCCAAGCCCAGAUCCCCCACUUCCCAGCUGUAACCCAGCAACAACAGCAGACUAGGAUCAUUAUCACCAACAACCAAAACAAUGCAAACACUCCUGUUGCCAUGCCAACACAAAUUCUCUCAGCCAACUCCCUGCUGACCAAACCCAUACUGGGCAAAAGCACACGGACAGCAAGGGGCAGACGGGGACGCAAACCCAAAGCUGCCCUUCAGAAAUCUACAGCAGCUCCUGUCAGCCAGACUGGAGCUGUGACAGUGACAAACUGUAAUGUGACAAGUGUCACAUCACCUGCUGCUAAGACAACCACAGAAUCACUAUCACCAUCAUCUAUAACCACAGCGACCCCCUGUCCACUGUCAUCAUCCUGCACUACUGUGCCAACGCUUUCAUCCUCCACCACUUUAACCCCCACAACAAAUACCUCAGGACCCCCAUCAGCUGUUACCACAGUUACACAAACUACUACAGUCACUCCAGCAUCAGUUCCCACUUCUGUCUCUUCAGCUCUGGAGGACAAACCCCAAACCACCUUGGAGGAAGUGAGUACAGGGGAGACCAUGACAGGGAAACGGUUUGUGUUAUGUUUUGAUAAUGAAGGAGGGAGGAAGGCAGGAAUGAAUAUUGAGGAAGGUGGCGAGUCGUACGUGUUGCAGUUUGAGGGAGAUGCAUCAGAGGAGGCAGCGGAUGGGGGAAUGAGUGGAGAGGGAAAGUCGUUUGUGCUGCAGUUUAAGGCAAAUGGACAGAGUGAGGGAGCAAAGGGGGAGGAUAAGGGAGAAGGGGUGGUAUCACUUCUGCAGGAGUGGGGAGGAGAAAAGCAAGGAGAGAGACAGACUGGAGAGGAGGGUGAGCAGGGAGAGUCGUUUGUCCUUCAGUUUCACACCGAGGCGCAGGAAAGAGGCAUGCCCGGUGACUACAGCCAAGGCAGGGACAACAGCCUGGAACUCUCCUGCACACCUGCUCAGGAUUUGGUGCCUCUUGAUGGGCAGGAGGUGGUGUUUGAACUGGGGGGUGAGACCAAGAUUGAGCAGGAAACCGGGGAGGGUAUGCAGAUGAUAGCCCUGAUUGAGGGUGAGGGAGAAACAAAAGAAGGGGCAGGUUGCAAUGCUACAAGUGGAGCUGUCAGUGAAGGUGGGGGAGCCAUGGAGGGCAUCUUUCAAUUGGAGGGAGGAGAGGGAAUUGUCAUUAUUGAGGUCAGCACUAGUAGCCUAAGAGAAGGAGGAAUGGACAGACAAGGGGACGGGGAGAUGUCAGAGAUGAGUGAGGUGAAAGACGGGGGUGUUACAGCAGAGGAUAAGGAGACAUCUGAGAAGGAACACAGCUUUACAGUCAACACUGAAGGACAGACGACAUCGACCGAGGACACACUAAGAAAUGGACCUAUACCUAACUCUCAAGAAAUGCACUUCUCAAAUUGAUUGAACUGAGAGCGUGCGUGAGAAGGUGUGUGUGUGUGUGUGUGCGCGCGUGUGUGUGUGUGUGUGAGUGUGAGUGGGUGGGUGGGUGUCGGGGAGAGGAGUGUAUUAGCACUUUCAUCUGUUUGAGGUUUCCUUGGAGCAGAGAGAGGACAUGCAGAUUGGCGACUGUGUUGUAAUGCCAUGGUGCCACAAACUACACUAGAAAUGUUAAACAUUCAAAUAGGCUGUUUAUGGACCUUACUUAAAUUCCUUAAUAAUAUAUUAGUUAAAAUGAUACUGUCAUUGGCAGUUUGUUAAAGUAAUUUUUUUGUGAAUAAAUGUUGUAUAUGGCUCAACUUUCACCAGAAAUGAUAUUAGUAAAUAGUAAUUAUUAAUAAAGCUGUUGAUACCUUGAA